AAAACAUCCACAGAUUCCGAAGUGCGGAUUCUUGAGCAGUGCAUCGCCGAGGAGGACCAACUGAUCGGGGCGCAAGAACAUUACCGAGAAGAAUUCAACAACUCGAUCCGUAUGACCCAGCUGAAGGCCGACGAGAGAGAACAGAAGUGUAAGGAUUUUUUGAAAGCCCAGCUGCGUCUGAAUAACAUCAUUGCGGAAAUAAAAACAAAAGACUUUGAAAUCAGGGAGCAUACCAAGAAACAGAGAGAAAUUCAGAGACAGAUGAGAGAAUUUGCCAAACUGUACGACGUCGUGCGACACGAGAGAAACAAACUGGUGAAUCUGGUGCACUGCGCGCGCCAGAAAACGAACGAAAUGAAAGAUAAAGUCAAAAUGCUCGACAACGAGAUGGAAAUUUUAAGGAACAACGCCGUCAUCAAAGAGAGGAAACUGCAGAAAUACCAGAUGAAGUACGCAAACAACGUGGCCAUCAAGGACAGCAUCCAGAGUGACGUUUGCAAGGUCUGUCAAAACCUCCAGGAGAUGAAGGAAAAACGGGAGCAGCAGCUGAUGGACGUCGAGAGGUUGACCAACACCCUCACCCACAUCGAGGAGGAAAUGGUCCAGUUGCGUAAAACGUACGAAAAGGCCGUUCAGCGACGGAACGAAAGCGGGGUUCAGCUCAUCGAGCGGGAGGAAGAAGUCUGCAUUUUUUAUGAAAAAAUCAACAUUCAGGAAAUGAUGAGCCGCAACGGCGACAUCGAGAUUAACGUGAUGGACGAGAAGAUACGCUACCUGAAGCUGAAGCUGAUAGAGAAAAAAAGGCAGAUUGAAUUAUCCGUGAAAAUGUUGCCCACCAAGAGGACUCUCGACGCCGAUUUAGUGGUCCUUCAGAUUCAGUUUUCCCAGUGCAAGGACAAAAUCAAGAGCCUGGAGAAGCUGUUCACAGACCCGGAUCGAGAAAACCGGACCAGGCCCUUGCCUGGAAAGGACCCCUCCGUCCAAGACCUCUUCAAAAAGAUAGAGGAGUUAGAAAUUCAUCUGACUCGGAAAGAGGAAAGACUGCUGGAAAAGGACUUUAUUUACGAGCAAGUUUCUCGGAUGACGGAGAAAGUCAGCGUCAAGGCAGAAAACAGCAAGGAGGAGACGUUAAUCCUGGCUAAAAAGAUGAACGUGCUUCAAGAGAAAAUAAAGAGCACCACCCAGAAGAUAAUGGCCCUCAUCGCGGAGCUGUCCAUGCAUCAGGCAGUGGCCAUUAACCUGCAGCAAGAGAUGCGGGACAAAGAGCAGACCGUGCUGUCUGUGGUCUCCCGACUGGCCAAAGGCCUUCCUCCUCCCAGGGACAUCGAACAGGAUUGGCUCCGGGUUCUGCGGGAUGAAAAAAUGCAUCAAAUAGCAAGCGAAGCGCGAGAAAAACAGGCUCUGGAAGAAGAACAGGCAGCCCUGCCCACCGCCAUCCACACAACGGCGGAACAGCGUCCCAACGCCUACAUCCCCGAUGACGAAAACGUUCUCCCGCUACCGAGGCCUUACGGGGCGCUGGCGCCGUUCAAACCCAGCGAGCCCAGCGCGAACAUGAGACACCUCAGGAAGCCAAUCGUGAAGCCCAUCGAAAUCUGAGCGACUCAACUUUUGUGGAAGGAGAAAACUGCUGGCUGAGGAGAAAUGCUCCACUUUUUGACUCGACACAAGGGAGUUCCUUCGGAGUACAAGAGGCGGGCGUGAAAAUGUGUGGCUUCAGAGCUCCGGGAAUGUUUUUGCCUUCUUGAAACUUCCUGACUUCUGAUGAAA
This is a messenger RNA of Protobothrops mucrosquamatus (brown spotted pit viper), 1770 nucleotides long. RefSeq names its product coiled-coil domain containing 146 (gene CCDC146). NCBI's taxonomy places the organism in Eukaryota, Metazoa, Chordata, Lepidosauria, Squamata, Viperidae. The record is from RefSeq and is a predicted model, not a curated record. The annotation marks the transcript as partial. The transcript has 9 exons. Gene Ontology annotation, cellular component: cytoskeleton.